AUGGAAAAAACGAAAAAUGUAUUAGUGAAAACAUUACACACUGCAAUAUUACAAUUAAGUAACAGUAAAGAGGAUAGACAAAUUGAAAAUUUGUCAUAUCAAUUGAUUGAAUCGUUGAAAUAUUUACCAAAGGAUUCAAUAAAUUUAUAUCAAGAUUUUUUUGAUAAACAAAAUAAUAAUAGUAUUAUUAUUGAUAUUUUUACACCAAUUCUAAAUUGUCAGAAUUUAUCAAGCUCUUUAAAAAUCAUUAUAGUAUCAUGCUUAUUAUCAUACUGUUCAAUUCAUUCUUUUUUACAACCUUUAAUAUUUCAAAGUAUUAAUAAUUGGAAACAUUUUAUCUUUGAAUUUAAACAAGCAGAUCAAAUUUUUGACAAUAUUGGAUUUUAUACUUUAUUAUCUGCUAUUGAAUGUCUCGAAUCCAUAAAUGAAAAAUCUUUAACUUUUUUACAAUUAAAUGAUAGAUUAUUAUAUUCUUUACAAAAUGAAUGGGUUCCUUUAUUAUUAAAUGGUAAUGAUGUAUCUUUAUCAACACAUAUUAAUAUCAACAAAGAUAUUUUAUUAUUAUAUUCAAAUGAAUCAAAAUUAGAUUAUUUUAUUGCUACAUCAAAUUUACAAACUGAAGGAUUCGAUUCAAAUGAUUCAUUUGUCAAUCAUUUAAUUGCAUUAAGAGUAUUUCAAUGUUCAAAUUGGAUCGAUUCAACAUUUUAUAAACAUAUUCAAUUAAUUAUACUAAGAGAAAAAAACGAUUUUGACCAAUCAAUCAUAUUCCAUUUAAAAGUACUUAUGGAAAUUAUCGAUCAUCCAAAUUUAAAUUUGUUACUAGAACCAAAAUUAAUCUGUUUAUUAUUUGAUUCUUUACAAAAUUUGAAAAAAUUUGCACCCUUUGAAAUUCAUAAAAAUUUAAUUAAAAUUAAUUCAACUCUAACGAUUGAUUCAAUUUUAAAUUUUUUACAAUUAAUUAUAACAAAUUUUUUAUUGAAAAUUGAUCAUUCAUAUUUUUUACCAAAUUGGUUUAAUAAUGAAAUUAUUCCUAAAAUUCCACCAAUAACGAAAUCUUCAUUCAUUUUUUUUGAUAAAAAAAACGAUUCAAAUCAAAUUUCAAUUACUUAUAUUUUACAAUUAUUAUAUUGGUGUCAAUUAGAUAUACUUAUAAUUAAUAACAAAUUUUUAAAAAAUUAUUAUAAUUAUAAUAAUUUAUUGAAAUUACCAAUUUUAAAUUCAUCAAAUGAAAAAAAUUUAAAUCAUAUACUGAUUCAUAAUUAUAUGAAUUCUUAUAAUAUUCCAAUGAUUUCAAGUUUAUUACUAUCUGAAAAAUUAAUUAAAUCAUCACCAUUAUUAGGAAAAUUAAUAUCAAUUCAAUCAAUUAAAAUUAUUGAAAAUUUAAUUAAAUUACAUGGAAAUAUAGCUAUAUUUCAUUUAAUCAAAUUUAUCAAUAAAAUAUCUUUACAAGACUUAUCAUUACAAAAAAUAUCCAUAAAUUUAUUAAAUCAUUUAUUUUUCCAUAAUAUUAACAACAAUAAUGAUUCAUUAAUUGAUGAUGUUAAACAUAAUAAAUUAUCAUUAGAAUCUUUAAAAGAAUUAAUUUAUAGAUGGAAUGAUGGUUCUUCAACGUAUUCAUUAUUUUAUCAACGUAUCUUUAUGGAAGCUCAACCAUUAGAUAUAGUAAUAAAAAAUGUUCAAUUAAAGGAUCUUUAUAAAUAUUUACCAAAGGAUCAACAAUUAGAUAUAUCCAACACACUCACUUUGUCAACGUCUACGACAAUACAUAGACAAAUGGAACAACCUCAACCGCGAAAAUCAACUAUCCAACCUUCAUAUGCCCCUACGUCUGCACCUACAAAUAAAUUUAACGCUUAUAAUUCAACAAGUUUUGUUCCAAAUACAGGAAAUAAUAAUAAUAAUUACUUAUUUACAACAACAUCCAAUAAUAACAUCCCUCCUCAUACGCCACAAAUCAAUACUACUUCGACACUCUAUAAUCAAUCUCAAAAUACCCAUAAUCAUAAUAAUAAUAACAACAACAAUAAUAAUAGUAAUACCUUUCAUGGUACAACUACAAGUGAUGACUCGAUGAAUAACGAGUUGUUAAUGCAUCAAACGGACACUUUCUCUGCAUUCAGUACCCCAUUCACAUUAUCUGCUCACAAGACCUCUGAGAUGAUGAAUUCUACUCCAAAGACUCCCAAUACCAUAAAUAAUAACCCUUGGAAUGAAUCACCUCAUGUCGUCGCAAAUCAUUCCAUGUCCGCAAGUAAAAUCGUUAGUACUGGUAAAAACUAUAUUCUUGGAGGACAUAACAGAGUCAAGAAUAACAGUAGAGCUCAGUCUAUACAUAUCGAUCAGUUUCAGGAUCCUGAUGUUUAA
Maudiozyma saulgeensis is the source of this 2364-nucleotide messenger RNA. The record is from the annotation of a GenBank genome assembly. Lineage: Eukaryota; Fungi; Ascomycota; Saccharomycetes; Saccharomycetales; Saccharomycetaceae.